UAUGGCGUUCCCCCUAGGGUGUUAUGGUGUUCGAUGUUGGUGGACCGCGUGCCGCGCUUGUCGUGUCAGUUUGCUGUGUCGAUUUCAAGGCGAUAUUUGUUCAAGACUUGCCGCCGUGUUUCAACUCGUAACGUUGUGAAGCGUUCGCCCGAAGCGGCCGAGAAACCUUUCGACUCGAGAACUAGUGUGAAUUUAUUCAGCGUCUGAACUCGGUCAGCGAUUUGCAACGGAGCCACGCACUGUAGCAACGUAGCGUGAACAACGGUUCCGCGGUGAAUCGAAAUGAUGGUUGAGUACUUCAGUGGGCUGUGUUGAAACAACUUGUUGGAACAGUAUUGUGGAAAAUUAUUUUGAGUCGUGUUCGUUCGCCUGCCUAUCAAUAACAAAGACUGUGGACCAACAUGUACCAGAGUCGACAUACUGUAAGUGAAAAUUCGUGUUGAAAUGGUGGUUAUUGAAGAACAGGCUUCUGAAAUGUGACACCCCCUUUCACCAGAAGAAGAGUUCAAAAAAUCAUGUUUUUCUCUUUCUCUUAGACCCCGCACCAGCCUUCUGGUCAACCUUUUAAAUUUACCGUGGCGGACUCCUGCGAUCGUAUCAAAGAGGAAUUCAACUUCCUUCAGGCUCAGUACCACAGGUAAAUCUUUUCGUUUUCAGUUGAUUAACGUUCACUGCAUGAAUUAACCGAUCGGAAAACAUCAACUUGUCUGUGUAUACAAGUUUGGCACGAUGGUUUGGCAUGAGAGGCGUGAAUUAAAUUUUGUCUGGUUUUUGGCGCUUACGGUUUCCAGAAAUCUCUCUUUUUAGUGUGUAAGUUUAAUUUAUUUUGGCUGCAUACAUAUCCAUUAUGUCAUGUAAAGUUAAUCUUAUCGUGGGCUUUCAACACAAUAUUUACAUUGCACUGCUUUUUUGCUUUUAGUUUGAAGUUAGAGUGUGAAAAACUUGCAAGUGAGAAGACAGAAAUGCAAAGACACUACGUAAUGGUACGUUGAAUCCAGUGUUAAAUAUUUUCGCCAUUCUUCAUUUCACUAUCGCACUCUUGUCAUCUUCAAGGACCAUCGAUUAACAUACGAGACCGAACUUUGUAAUCCAGAAAAUGUCUAUUCACGAAAACACCAACUCGACUGUGGACCUCUUGUGUUAUUUGGAAAGCAGAAACUAUUGAUCGAGUCAUCUUCUCCUUUGUUUACCUUUUCUGUGACGUUAGAGGUUUUGGUCUCAAGAUGUGAAUACCUUGUAUUCGUUUAUAUGCCCGAUAAGGUUUGUAUUAGGUUAAUAGCUUUUCGGCUGUGUGUAGCCCAAGGCCUUUCCUUUUAAUUGUGUAAUAAUGGAGUCGCCCCGCUGUAAUUAAUUUGCAAUAGAUAGUUGAUCUGUAUUUGUGGAAGAAAUUUAGCGCGUUGUUUAAUUCCUUUAAUCCGAAAAAAUCGGCUAGCCUUGCGAUCUAUGGUUUUAAAACAUGUAUUGUGUUCUCGAAGCAGAUGUGUUUUCACUUCACACUUAUCGCUGAAGCAGUGAUAAACGUAAUGUCACUGGACCCCAAGCCACCACAAAUCUGAAGAUUCACACUUCAUUGGCAUUUGUUUUUAUUUUCUUGCAGUACUAUGAGAUGUCUUACGGACUUAACGUGGAAAUGCAUAAACAGGUAGGAGUUCGCGAAAGUGAAUCAAAUACGUGACAAUCUCAGACAGAGCUGUUAACUUGGGUUCAGUGGUUUUGAAAUGUAAAUUCCCCUCAUCGAGAUCAAAAGUCAUAUUUCUGGCGACAUCACUUGAUACUUGCUCUUGUAGAGAUAAGCCGUUGAUAGAUAAACUAGCGAAUUAUUUUUGGCAAGCUUACUUGACACUCAUCCCCUCUAAAACACAAACACCGUGGAACGGAAAUGUGAACUAGAACGUAUGUCCUUGACUUGUUUUAUCUCCCUUAAAAAUGCGGAUUAGAUUUGUGGCGUCCUAUAUUGAUCAACAAGAGUUUUACAUUACACCUUAGACAAACUUUAGGCGACAGCCAUUAAUAGUUUACAUUUUUUCUUUCCGAAAUGUAAAUUAAAAUGUGCUUGAAGCGUUCCCUCUUCAAACAGACCAGUGAGUUGGCAGGGUAAUAUAAACACAAAUGGCUACGGGAGAAUUAAUUGCAAAUUGAACACAAAGCCCACCUUUAAUGCUAGAUACUUAAAACUUCGACUGACAGUUUUAGAGCCUUUUCAAAAUAUGUCAAGCAUGCUAUUCUAAAUUGCAGCCAAUGUAAAGUUGUUUAUUUUGGCGCAAACCAUCGGCCCUCUCCCGUUGAAAUUGAAUUCGUUCACCAUUUUUUUCGGCACUCCGUGCUGGAUGGCUAAUCACAUAAUCCUUUUGGGAGCUAGAUUUAGAUUAUGACAGGAACCAAAACCAAAGUGGAUCACUCAUCCCUGUUGUGUGUCUUUUAUCCCAGAGGGAAUUAUAUUGUCACCACCUCAACUUUUGUUGUGGGUGUUAAUUAAGCUGGGUUGAAUGCUCUGGAUGAUGUCACAAGAACGUGAUCUUUUUUCAAUGGUGUGCUUCUUACUGUGGCAUUAGAUAUAGGAAUAUUUCUCAGAAGGGGUUUCUAUAUAUUAACUCUCUAAAAGGUGCUACAUGGUUUUAUGUUAGUAUUAUUUUAUGGAAUUGAAAGGUUGUCUCAGUGAAGUAUUUAAAUUUCAUGCAUGUCCAUAUUUCCCACAAAUUGUUCAUUCAACCUCAAAGGUCAGCUUUUUAUUUAGAAUAAGUUACUUCUUUUCUUUGCCACUUAUAUACCCACACAAAAGUAUUCCCAAUGCAACCGUAAGGGGAAACUGUACGGUUAAGCUUAUUUCCUGUUGUUAAGUUUACUGGACUAAGCAAAUUUCCCUUUUGGGAGUACUUUCCUUUGCAAAUUGAUGCGACAAGGAAGUGGUAUUGUUUAAAAUGUAAGCCAAUAAAGCAUACAAUUUGAUAUUUAUUCCAUUUACUGUAUGUUAAGGACAUUUUAAUUUUUCCUUCUGGUUACUGCCUCAUGUAGAGGGACUGUCAAGCACUCUGCUGGAUAGCCUCUUUUGGUUAAUUAAAAUUUAUAUAAUACAAAUACAAACAUACAAACUCUUACCAACUGGUCAGGAAAAUCAGGUGACAAAAUUUGACAUGUUUCCUGCACAGAGGUCUAUAUCUAAUGGACGACCCCAUUCUGCGAACUACUUAAAACACCCACAAAAGGGUACCGUCAGUGCUUUUUGAUAUCAUAUUAGUGUAACAGAUGCCCUCACGUCAUGGCAACACUCUUAAAGUGGUUUUGUUUCAUCUUAAGGCUAUGCUAGUGUGUCAAAAUGAUUACCAUUUAAAAUGCUGUGUACGUCUGGACAAAUAACCAAAUAAUAUACAGAAACAGCAACCAAAGACAAUUAUUAUAACAUCUGUUUGCUGUUUAAAUUGUUUUCCCUUCCCAUAAGAUUUUCAGGGGUAUUUUUCAUCUGUAAUUGGACAAAAACCCAUUGACUGAAGGUGCAGUUCUUAAUCUUUUGUAAAACUAUUCCCAGCCAGGCAUGAUAGUGCCACAAGUUAUCUCAAGUUUUCACACCUGAAAUGUCAAGUACAUUCGACUCCUGAUAACUCAACCUUCCAAGGGAAAUAGAAAAAAGUUCGAGUUAUGGGGAGUUCGAUUUAUCAAGGGUAAAAUUAUAUAGAAAACAAAUCUAAAUUAAACAAGCAAAGCACACUCAGUUGCAUCAGCUGGGCAAACUAGGAAUUACAGGAAAUAAAUAAUAAAGUUUUGUUGUUUGGUAAACCUAGGGCCACUACUUAUUUUUGUGAGCACAGACAUGUUUAUAUAUAUAUAUUUUUUAAAGUAAUGUUUAGUCUGUCAGGAUUUCAGGGUUUACCUGGCCAUUAGAAUUUUUCCUAGGCUACUUUGUUUGAAGCAAGAUAAACACAAGAAAAAAUCAAAUCCCUGGCCAUAUUUGCUAUUUCUUCUUCUACUUCAACAAUAAUGUUUAAAAAUGAAUGUUUGGAUUUAACAAGAAAUGACUACUAGUGAUAUACAGGGGAAGCUCUCCUAACAGUCACUCUCGUAGUCCGAGAGCUAUACUCAUGGCCUCCUUCACAAAACCCCAUUUUUUUCUACUCCCAUACAAGCUCUGUAUUUUUACAUUCCCGUAAGUGGCCAGCUCUAGUUAUGGACAUGUUUUUCACGUCCCGAGGGUGUCUACUCACGAGAGCUUCCAUUGUAUUGCUUUGUCCUAGCUGUGUUAAAGUAGAUAUUUUGUUGUUGUCUUGUAGACUGAGAUUGCAAAAAGAUUGAAUGCUAUAUGUGCUCAAAUCAUUCCCUUCCUUUCACAAGAUGUGAGUAUGAAAUAAGUCUCUUUUAAUGUACGUUUUAUAGCUAUCUUAAAGUGCCAACAAGCGAAGACUUUACCAAUAUGUGCACGCUGUUUAAUUUGUUUAGAAAUGUCAUGAAUUAUCAUAACAAUAUAAAAAUCCAGCAGGCAAGUGCAACAGCUGUACACGUAUGUUGUAAAUGAAUCAAGCCGACAAUUGGUUGAGGAUGGGUUGAGCACUGUACUCACAAACACACACAUGGCUCUUGGAUUUUCUGUUCUGUAUUACGUGUUCGCUCGAAAAACAGUGUAUUCUCUGUUCUGCAUUAGGUCAUAAAAGUUACCUUACACUAACUUAUGUUACAUCGCUGCGAGAUUCAUUAUGCCUUGGAACUUUCGCACACGGCUUUAUAAGGCUGCUACCUUGCAGCUGCUCAUUGGUAAUUAGUAACCAAAAGCUUGUACCUCCAUUGUCUCUGUGCAGUUUAGUAAAAUUUUAUUCCCCAAUAUUUCUAUUUAACUAUCUGCACAUUGAAGGGUUUAACUGAUCAAAGCAUCAUGAUCAUCAAUUUCAUGAUCCUUGUUAUCAGUGUACCCAAGGAUGUCUUCAAAUUUUAAGUUAAGAAGAUUGUUUAUUGAUCAUUGAUUGAUUGUACAUUCGGCGGUAGGAUGAGCCCAGUCAGUAGAGCACUUGACUGGGGAGUGGGAGGUUGUGGGUUCGUCCGGGGCCAGACCAAUAUUCAGGGUCUUAAAAUAACUGAGUAAUGAUGGUACUUCCUUUGCCCUGCAAAUGGCUAGUCCUUGGCGGGAAUCGGAUGACCACGUAAAAUACCAGGGGAGACAAAAAUAGUGUCCUCAAUAAUAGUAUUUUCAUUACUCAAAUAAAUUACAUUUUUUUAUGCUACAUAUAAUUCACCUGUACCUGAUAUCGAACUUCUUGGUGGUGGCUUGAAAUUAGUUUUUAAUCAUAUCUAAUUAUAGUUUCAUCAGAUAAAUUUAGGAAUCUUAAAAUGUGUAAGCUUCUGUUUCCAUUUUCUUUGUUGAUGAGUUUUACUUAGGCAUUGUUAUUUUUUAGGGUCAUUUUCAGUUAACAUGUUUUGUUUGAUUCUAUUUUAAGCAUCAACAGCAAGUUGCAGCAGCUGUGGAGAGAGCUAAACAGGUCACCAUGACCGAAUUAAAUGCUAUAAUAGGGGUAAGAAUUUGACCCUUUUUUUAAUCUCUCAAAGAGCACAGCCUUGAUUGCUAUUUUUCUCUCUUUAGCAUAUGUGACAUAAAUGUCACCCAGCUGUUUUUUAAAAGCGGUGAGAGGAUGGUUUGAUCACGUAUUACAAAAGACUGAGAAGAGACUGAAUAAUAACCUCACCACAGCUCAUCAGCUAGCCUGAAGUAGUUUCUGAAACAAUAAGAAACACCCUAUCUCCCCUUUAAAAUUCACCCCCCCCCCCCCCCCCCCCCCCCCCCCCCCCCCCGACCCCCCAACCACUUUUUUUCCCCCCUUCCCUUUUUUUUUAACAAGAAUACAAAAAUGUAAUAGAAAAAAAACAGUUCUUAAAAUUUUUUUAACAAUAAAAACAUAUCUUUUUUUUUUUUUUAAAAAAGGCGAUGAGUAAGGGUUUAUAUAAUAAUAAAAAAGAACAAAAAAGAAAAAAAAAAAUACCCCCACACCACCCAACCGAUACGCAUUAAGUUUUUUCAAACAAAAAAAAAACCCCCUUCCCCCCCUUAAAAGUCCCCCCCCCCCCCCCCAACCCACCCACUACGGGCCAAGGUUCUCAAUAACUUAUUCAUCCACUGUUCCAUUUUUGUAACAACGGUAACAAUGUGGCUAAUGGCAAACAGGCUUUACUAAACUCUUUUCAAAAUGCAAAUUUCACUGUUCUUUCAUUUAUCAGUGACACCCGUCACAGGUGUUAGGGUUACAGUUCUCCAAUACAGGUUCAAUUAAUACACACUGCACCCUGCUGUCAGCUGGCAGACUACUGGAGUGGACUUUUUUCGAGCCCUUUUUUAAACUACAAUCUUCUACAGAAUAAGAUGGAAUCCCAACCUUUUCUCCGUGAAAUCAAGGAUGAAGCCAUGUCAAGGCUAAAAUUUGCCACUUUCCCAUCCUUGAUUUGGGGGCUGUGGGGAGCUGAGAUUUCUUCCAAGUUCCCUGGGUAACUUAUCAUUUGGGAGCUUAAGCAUCGAUGAUGGGUACACCAGUGAAAACAUCACACAAAAUUAAUUUGCGUUUAUUCCAAUUCGCUGAAAAUGUCAAGUGUAAGUGAAUUUCCCUAGAGUUGAUUUCUUGGGGACGGCACUCAAGUUUAGGAGGAGAAAGAAAAAUUCACUGUCGCUUGUUUACAUCCUCCAUAAAAUGUGAAAUUAGGCAUUUUCACUUCGCAUUCGUUCAGUGAUGGCAAAGAAAUGUACAAAAGAGUUUGAUGCAUGUGCAAAGUUGUUGUUUUGCUAAUUAAACCUGUUGCAUUUUUGUCAGUCUUGUUCCCAUUGCCAUUGUCGUUGCUAAAGCUCCCAUUUGUCUAUCCUCAGUUCUGGGGCAGAGUGGGAGUGGUCCCCUAUCAGGGGAUUUUGACAUCCACUUUAGUCCAUGGUGUAGGGAUCUUGUCAAUCUGCCAUCUUUGAAUAUCCUUGGGAGGCAGAAUAACCACCAAAAUAAAAACAAUUAAUGACUACCUAUUCACAAAGUGACAGAUGGCCAAAAAAAACUUGGCUGCCUUAAUAAUAUAAUUUUUUUGAUGAGGUCACCCAGCUGGAAUCUAUUUGGCCUGGUUUAUAUUACAUGUCUCUCAGUACAGCUUGAUUGAAAAAAGCUUGUCAUAACUAUAGAAGCUUAAAAUGGACAUAACUGUGUACCUAAACUCACAGGGUAUUUUUUAAGUUUUAUUUUUUUAAACCAGAGUUUAUUUUUUUAAAAAGUGGUACUAAAAGUGUUCAAAUACUUAAGGCUCCUGGGGCCCUGGUUGGUCCUGUACUUGAGCUGAUUAAGAUACAUUUAUGUUCAUGAUUGUUUGAAAUCUCUUCUGUUUGGUCACCACUUGUUUUUCCAAAUACUUGAUUGUGUUGACUGCCUGAGGUUCUGUCAAAGUUUGGGUAGUUCGCCUUUUUUGAAUUUCCCCAGGAAGGGGGAAUUUCAUCGGCUGCCCCGUAAAUGUCAAAAUCCUCUAGGGUUUGACCUUUUUAGCUUAAUGAAUUUCUGCGAAAGGGAGUCUCAUUUGCCUUUGGUGUUGUUGGUAUCGACUAGUUGCCUUGCUAAAUUUCCUUUUUUAUCAAUAGCAACAGCAGCUUCAUCAGCAAGGGCUCCAAGGGCUCCAAGGUCUACAUGCCCACCCGCCCACAAUACCACUGCCGCACCCAGGAUCCACACCUCCUCAGCUCCCACCCGGGGCAGCUUCUGGCCUUCUUGCCUUAUCCAAUCUUACUGUUCAGCCACCACAUCUACCAAUGAUGAAACCGGAAGAUAAAGGUAUGAACAAGCAUGGAAGUUUUUAUGUUCAGCUUGUUGAGACAUUGUUUUAUUAGCAGGGCUAGUCAAAAAGGGCUGUGAACUGGGGAUUUUGAGUUGGACUAGUUAUAAGUAUUCUGUCAUUUUCCUCAGUAUUGUUUGUGCAAACAAAAUAUCUGAAUGCUUAUUGGAUCACAAGCUGCAAGUAAGGUGACACAGCAGAGAAAAGAACUGGGGAAAUAUAAGGACCUCUGCAUACACUUAUUUUGAGUGUAGCCGUGGCCACUCUAGUAGAGAAAAUAACAUUACAUUAAGAAUAUGUCAAAUUCCUUACUUUUGUUUCACCUCCUGCCAACUUUAGAACUCAUAAUAAUGGUGAGAGCCCUUCAAAUUUACCCAAAGUUGUUGGAAUGUCUUAUCUGCAGUGAUUUUGUUAUAAAUACAGUUAUGGUGGGUCCUGGGACUCAUCUUGUGAAAAAUAGUGAGUCCCAGUCCAGAACCAUUGAGUCCCAGUUCAAAAAACAACAAGUCCCUGGGUCUUUUGUAACCACACAGUUAAUCUGAAGACAAACUUCAAAACUCUGUAUUACAGUUUACUGAAAUAAAGAUAUACUCCUUCCAUUGUAAAGCACAACAAAGACAAAAUGAAAUAAGCAUUGUUUAACAACAGCCUCAUCAACAACAGCCACAGAAAUCACACAAACAGGAUAUUCAACAAAAACAUCUUCAGAUCGAUAAUUUGAUCUUUGCAUCCUACGGGACGCAUAGUACAAAUUAAUUUGCAUCUUAGGCGAUUUUUAUGCGUCAGUGACACAGGGUGCAGCGGUAACAAAAUCACUGUAACUUCCACCUUAAAUUUUUGAAAUAUUUAUUUAGUGGUUGGAUUAAUAUUCAAAGUAUUGUGAGUAGUGCAAGUUGCCUUUCGUCAUUUUAUUUGUCAUAUACACUUUAUAAAACAAAGAGUUAACUUUGAAUUGUGUCUUUUUCUUGACACUCAAAGUUAUCCUUGUUAAUGUCAAAUUAGUCUAACCCUCUAUAUUUUCUCUUUCUUUCAUGUUGUACGUCACUAUCAGAUGGCAUGGUAUGUGAAAGUCUAUUAUGUUAUUUUAUUUUAUUCAGUCAACUAGAUGGACAUCACUGGGACAGGCACUUAAAUUAAGUGUACUGCUAUAAGGCGCAGAAUUUUUUUUGACAAAAGUUUGCGUGAUACCUCUAAAUCUGUUGCAUGUUUUGGGUGCGUCUUAUAACCGGAGUAUUUUCUGGCUACCAAAAAAAAUUGUAUGAUAUUCAAUUGCUUCAGCUGCUCGUUUUGUUCUUUUUUUUAUCAGUCUUCAAUGACUUGCACAUCUGGUAAAGCUGGUAGUAGCCACAAUGACUCAUUUUGCAUUCGAAACAAAUCAUCUUAUCAUUUCUUGUGGUUGGAAAGCGUGUUGUUGUAGUUAAGACGAUCAUCACCACAAAUCAUGCUUGCGCCUUAUAGCCGGGUAUUUUAGUUUAAUUAUUUUCAAUUGCAAAGAACCCCAUUUAAUGGAGUGUGUCUUAUAAACAAGUGGGGCAACAUUUUCAAGUUUUAAUGCUAUGCCUGCAGAAAUCACCAAAAUAUUGCUAUGGUUAGUGCUCCUUGAUGAAGUAUGUGUGAUAUCUUCUUCGUAUCUCUAUUGGGGUAUUUUGUACUUAAAGUCACCUAAUCAGUGUUUUAUGAAACUGAUUGGUACAAGAAUUAAGGACAUGAUAUGCACAAGAUGAAAUUAAUAAUUGAUAUUUGAACAACUUCUUUCCACUACUUCUAUAUUAAGGAAAUGUUAAGGGGUAACAAAAUAAAUAUUAUUAUUCUAUAUGUAACAUGAAGCAGUGUUAUAGUGUCAAUUGGAAUUUUUAUUUCCUAGAACUCGUUGUCACCUCUUGGACCAAUGUCUCGAGAAAAAUACAGAGCAUCUGACCUCUCGUCACAUGGUAGUGAUGAUGGCCACAUGGACAGGGAAAGAGACAGAGACAGAGAACGCGAUAGAGACCGCGAACGAGAGCGUGAACGAGAGAGAGAACGUGAGAGGGAGAGGGAUCGAGAUCGUGACAGGGAAAGACAUGUGAAUGGUGAGUAUAAGUUCAGUUGAAAUCAAUUGAAAUGAAGCAAAAGUAGAAAAACUAUUUGAGCAAAAGCACUGGGCAGUGCCCCUUCAAUUUUCCCUGGAGCUUCACACUUCAGAUUGGUGAAACCGCUGCAUUGACUUCAGUUUUAACCUUGCCUGAAUUACAUGUAGCCUCAUUUAAAGUGUAAGAAGGGUAGUACUUUGCCUUUUUAUACAAUCCUGAUGCUCUUUUGAUAACUUCUGCUGUCAAAAUACUUAAUAAAACAGUUCAGUUUUCAUGUAUGAAUAUUGAACAGGAAAUUCACUUUUGCUAUUUAUGACAGUUACUCUAAUCUACUUCAAACUGGGAAUACAUGUAAGUUUUCUCUGUAACAAAAACAUGAUGAUUCAAAUAUAUUUUCUGAUGUAAAGUAAAUUAGUGAAGGUUCACUAGGCUUCAAGGAUAUAAAUUUUCAUUUUAACAUAUGCAAAAAACUACUGACAGACUUCUAGGGUGAUAUUAAGAAAAUCCUACUGUUAGUAAGUGACAUAACACCCUGAAAUUGACUUUUUAGGAACCAAAAGCAACGUUAAAAGGAAAAGAGAUGACAAAGACUCGGGGGUAAGUUUUGUUUCCAACCAUGAAAACUCGCAUUGAAUUUUAGGGCCCAGAUCUCGGGUGAAAAUUUAGGAAUUUUUUCUAACCACGGAGCAAAUGCUUUUUUGUUCUUUAGGAAAGUGAUGCAGAGAAAAGUGAUGGCGACCUUGUAGUGGAUGUUUCUAAUGAGGUGGGUGUGCCAUUAGUGGGGUGGGGUUUUAUUGCACUGACUCGAAUGUUCUUCAACUUUUUUGUGUAGUUUGAUGUUCUUGUAGACUGGUAAAUAUUAUUCAAAAGUCAAUUUAGGCGAAAAAACAAAAUCAAAAACAGCGUUGAAUAAAGGUUUUUUGCAUCUUGAAGGGGAUUGUGAAAUUAAAACUGGUUUCGCUAAUUGAUUGCAGGAUGCAAAUUCACCACCCAGAGUCGAGAAUGGACCUGAUUCCCCUGUAAAUGACAAGAAAAGUCGAAAAGAUUCUGGAUCUCCCAACAAUGCCUCAUCAUCGUCAUCCACACCAUCAUCAAAACAUCCCAAGGUAUGCAUAAAUUGUUUAAACUCUUCAUUAAUGGGUGAGCUUGAAAACUGGUUAGCGGGGUGUCACAAUCCCAUAAGCCAGAGGGAGGUAUCCAUGGCAACACUGGAAAGUGGGAACCCCCCAAAUGAGCCUCCACUUACCACCACUAUCACACAGAAAGAAUUCAGUGGAAAAACUGUUCUUCCUAGGAUUUUGGGAAGGUCAGGGGUAUUCUGACUUAGAUUUUUAGCAGUGUUUGUACGAGGCCUGCUGAAGCCAGAAAAAUUUUUUAUUAAGAUGGGGAACUUAAUUUUAGUUGUUUAUUUGGUUAGCAAGGAACUGUUUUUCUCCUUUUUUUCUGAGUCCCACAAAUGGCAGCUGCUUUCUCAAAAUCAGUCUUCUGAUAUUUGUUGUUUUUGAAUUAAUUGCUUUCGGAAGAUUUGGUGUCAUUUUAGGUGACUUUUAGGUAAACAGUACAGUGUAGUUCAUAGGUUGGAUUCCUGUUUGGAGUGUUUUCUUCUGAGCCACGUGUAUCACUGACUAUAAAUUAAAACAUUUUCUCAAAUUUUAAUGUGUUGAUCUGUGUUUUUUUUACAGUCAGAAAGCAAACCCAUUCUUCCAUCAUCAGAAAGCAGCUCUUCUGGGAGGAAGAGCCCCUCGAGAUCCUCACCGUCCGUAAAAACACCAGUAGGUAGGUAUCAUUCAUACAGAACUACAUUGAACUUAAGCAGCCAAGAUGACAAACAGCAGUGAAAAUGCUUGUGAAAAAGUGAAUUUCCAUUAACUCAAGCUUCACUUUAUUUAUAGUCUUGCUUAAUUUGUCAAAUUUAGAUGAAUUUUCGUCGAGUUGGAUUCUGAAGGACAGCAUUUAGGUUCAGAAAGGAGAAAGGAAAAUUUGCUGUUGUGUUUUCACUCCCAAAAAAUGACAAAAGAUUUAGGAAGUUUCAUGUUGUAGUCGUGCAGUGGAUGUCAAAAAAGUAUACUCGUUGCUGCCUUCAUCCCUCUGGUUGUAUUAGCUCUCUACUAUUUCAACCAGUGUGGUUGAGUGAACAAAAAGAAUGACAACCAUCUUGUUUGUGUAUUUUACAGCGGCCCCGGCAGUUAGAACAGCCAUGUCUGUACCAGGAGGUCCGUAUCCAUUUGUAAAUCCACACAACAUUGCCAGGUAAUUAUGGAUUAAACACAAAGCAACAAGUUAAAUAUCUUUUCAUAAUAGCACCUUCUUUGAAGGCUGAAGGCUUGUAGCAGCUUGCUGUUUUGCUGUUGCUAUGUUCUCUGAGCCUCUCAAGCUUUUGGCACCCAGUUAGUGUUUUUGGUCAUCAGUACGUUGUGAGUUGACUUGUCCUAGAAUCAUAAGAGCUCCAGCCAGGGUUGGCAAUUGGAAAAAUCUUUGACUUGGUUUUCAGAGGGCGAGACCCUGGUGCAACACAGAAUGAAACACAUAAAACGUAUUAUUAAUGCUUUAGAGAUAUCAAGAUCAGAUGAGAAUUUUCAAAGACCCAUGAUGUUCUAGUUUACACUUGCAACCCCUACAGGUAGCUCUUUUUUUUUCUGGUGGAAGACCAUCACUUUCUUGUAGUUAGUCGUUUUCUUCUUUGAUGUUAGCUUCAUCUUUCUUUGCUUGGAAAAAUACCUAGUGCUGAGGUGUUCCAUGGGAGGCUUGCCUUACUUUACCUCACCUCACUUCUUCAUGCUCUGUUACGCAUAAGGCCUCCACACGUCGCUGUCAUCCUGCUAUUUUGAAAUGUAUGUCUGGUUUCAGUAAUGAGAGUUUUGUUCAGGAUGGGACAUUUACCCAUUGCCCAACCCCCAACCUGGAGGGCCAGGUUAUGCAAUUCCCCUGGCCUUUCAUGCGAAACCUGCCCGACACAGUUGAAUGCACCAGGUCCCAUUAUUGGUAUAGCUUAGAGAAUCAUCAAGGCACACAAACCUCCCCACCAAGUUCCUUGGGGAAAAUAAGCUAAUUUCAUCUGUGUUGCUUUGUAGUGACCUGGCAAGCCCAACAUCAUUUUCCCCAUCAGUCAUGGCAGCCAGCAUGUCAGCUGGUGGGAUUGGUUAUGGCCGGUCUCCUUUGGUACGUAUUCUUUCUUGUCUGAUGAAUUUCAGUUUUUUGUUUAUUGUUUAUUUAUUUUCACUAUUUUGAUCUCAGGUUGGCUUUGAGCAUGGCAGCCCUGCAGCCAGAGUAGGCAUGUCUCCAUUAGGUCCCAGUAUACCAGCAGGUCCCCCAGGCGGCAAGCCUGCAUACUCAUUCUAUGUGAGUGGGGAUGGUCAAAUGCAACCAGUGCCGUUUCCGCCAGAUGCACUCCUUGGUUCCAAUAUACCUCGCCAUGCCCGACAGAUUAACCAACUAAAUCAUGGAGAAGUUGUAUGCGCUGUAACGAUCAGCCAUCCAACGAGACAUGUAUACACAGGAGGAAAGGUCAGCACUGUUAUUUUUUACAAUUUUUUUGAACUGUGGAAUGAAGAAAUAUUGAAAAUAUUGAUGUAACUUAUUGAAAGCUUGCCGAACCCUGGCAAUUCAAACAGUUACAGAACUCCGCACUGCAAGCACUGAUCAACAAUGUUAAUAUCUGAGCGGCUACAUGACUGUACAGGAUGGUUCUUUCAGAAAACUUUGCUUCUUGGAUCCUCGAUCAUCGAAACUCGAGACUCGAUCCUCGUGUCUCGAGACUCAAUCCUCGCAUCUCGAAACUUGCGUUUUUUGUUUUAUGCAAUAAUUAACUAGUGUAGUGUACUGAAAAAAAAAAUGUAGAGAUGGUAGAGUGAACAGUUCAAGCCUUAUAAAGUCCUGUUAGAAUGGACAGGGAAUGUGCGUUUUGUACAAUCUGUGAAAUUACAUUAGUGGUAUGUGGUCCUUGAAAAGUCCGUAAAAAUGGUUGCAAUUUUUUGUAUGAAUCCUGAACUGCAUAAGCUGGGUCUUCAACUGCAAUGGUCUUCCUUGCAUUUAAUUUUGGUUAAGGUGAUGCACAAUUGCUGGAUAACCCUAGGAUAGAAUUUCUCUUUGGAGUAACUCUCAAGCAGAGAAAACCGUGAGUGCUGUGGAAUGUACAUUUCAUCUGCAUGGACUGUUAUUUUAGUUCAGAGGAAAAGGACCAUCAGUGUUUUUAGUUUGACAGUAACAGUGGUAAGAAUCCAGAAGAUAGAUGCAGAGAGGGCAACAGUUGAAAUGUUCUUUAAUACAGAUAAGGCUAGUGUCAAAACUACAUAUUGCAAUACUGGUGCUUGUCUCAGCUUGACGGUUUUACCACUCUACAACAUGUGACUUGAAGGUGACAAAAUUUCAGAUUAAAAACGAGUAAAACUGUUUGUUUUCCGUUGGUUGCAGGGCUGUGUGAAGGUGUGGGACAUAGGUCAAAGUAGUGGAAAAAAUCCAAUUUCAACUUUAGAGUGUUUGGUAAGUCACUGUUUAUGCAAUUCAUAGAAGAGACACAUUUUAGCAUCACUUAGUUGCAGGGUUGUCAGUAAGGACCGGUAGCCAGGCAAACCGCUGGCUAGUUAGCCAUCCUUAGCCAGCUACUUUCAUCUCCUUCUAUCAUAACUGCUAACAAAAAGUUAAGCACAUUCAAAUAAAAUUGUAAAACGUCCAUUUCCCAGUUUUGAAUGACAUUGAAUGCAUAUUUAAACAGGUUUAGAUCUGUGAAACAUUCGAACUGAACGAUGUCUAGGGACACCUGAGACAUUUUUACGGAAUUGUUCCCACUCUUGUGUGUAUUCUGAUGAAACUGCAUGGCGGUGGAAAAUACCCCUUGAAAACCCCUGGAAAUGCCAUUUUUGAUAAGAUUCAAAAUGUCCCCAGAUGCCUCGGCCCUCAAGAACUUGUCACUUUGGUGCGAGUUCCAAAGCCGCCUACUAUUCAUUAUCAGCCUGCUACAUAAAAACGUUUUGACAGCCCUAAGUUGUGAGUUGUGAUAGAGACCAGGUACCUUUGAUAAGUGGCUUUCCUGUUUAUGGAAGUGAUUUUUGAAUUUGAUAUUCUGUAGUUUUAAAACUUGAUUAGUUGUUGUUUUAUUUUUUUCCAUACCCCUUUUGAUUUUUCUCUAAUUUUAUUUUGUUUUGUUUCAUUUCCUAGAGAGAUAACUACAUCCGAUCUUGUCGUCUCCUGCCUGAUGGUAGAACUCUCAUUGUCGGCGGUGAAGCUAGUACUCUUACAAUAUGGGAUCUUGCAUCCUCUCAACCAAGAAUAAAGAAUGAACUUACUUCAAAUGCACCAGCCUGUUAUGCAUUGGCAAUUAGUCCAGAUUCUAAAGUAUGCUUCAGUUGUUGUAGUGAUGGAAAUAUAGCUGUGUGGGAUUUGCAUAAUCAAACAUUAGUCAGACAGUUUCAAGGUCAUACGGAUGGUGCUAGUUGUAUUGACAUUUCACCAGAUGGUACAAAAUUAUGGACAGGUAAGGACUACAUGUACAAAAAACAGCAUCUGUCAUGUAACUUUUCUGGUCUUUACGAAGAGGGUGCAGUUUGCUCUAAUCACCCCUGACUUGGAUCAAAGGCAUCAAAGUUAGACUGCAGCAGGUAGCAAAGCAUAGUAACGGUAAUCAAAGGUGCUAAUGACAGUGUAUUGUUUUGCACAUCAAAUCGAAGGUAUAACACCCCUGAAGUGAAACAGUGUUGUAACCCCCUUGAUAAAAGGCAAAGACAACAGGAUGGCUUAUAAUAACUUGCGCCACCUAAAUUAUAUAGACUUGGUGGUCUCUGACAAGAGGUUCAACUGCUGUGCAUUGACUGGGAAUUAUUUGGUAUUUUUGAAAGGCGGUCACUUAUGAGAAGCCGUCACACUUUGGAUGGGUUCACUGUACAUCAGUUGAGUUUCACCUUGUGGACGACAUUUGAUUUGGAUCUGCUUUUUGUGGAUGUACCACAGAUUACGGGCCUAUCACGAAGAUUUCAAGUUUCUGAGUAUGUGUAUUUAGUAAGCGGGGAAUUAACGAGCUCGGAAAUUCUUUUGGUUCCAUUCUUUUGUUUCCUAUGACAAUAGCUGGGAAAUCCCCUUUCCUCAGAUUUCUCCAUCCCAUUUAGUAACAGCCCUCCAGCCUGGAAUACAGUAUUGUCACGGUAAAAGCAUGAAAAUUAAUUAACCUUGCAUUUUUCCUUACUUUCUAGGAGGAUUAGAUAACACAGUUAGAUCUUGGGAUCUUAGAGAAGGAAGACAACUCCAACAACAUGAUUUUACAUCACAGAUCUUCUCCUUGGGGUAUUGUCCCUCUGGGGAUUGGCUUGCUGUGGGGUGAGCUACUGACAUUUCCAUUUUUGUGAUUUCUGUUUUUGAGUGUUGUCCUUGUGACGAAAGUAGUACAUGGGCUGAGUGUUGAUCCUGUGUCGGGUAAUGUCCCUGAGCCCUAACUUAAUUAAGUCUGAUCUAAUUUAAAGUGAGGUAAAUGUUUGUUGAAUAAAAAGUGUUAUUUAUUUCCUCUUAUCCUUAUAAUUUGCCUCCUUUACCUUGCAUGUCCAUGUAUCCAUGCAUGAUGUUGCUCAAUUGCUAUAGUUUGGCGGCAUUAAUUUCAAUUGUACAUUAAAUGCAUCAUGUAAAAUUGCAGAGUGUUCAUCUUUUUUCUCUGGCUUCCAAUUUUUUGACCUGGCCACCAAAUGGUAACGCUGAAAAAAAAAAUUAGUUUGGGGCACUGAUGUUAUUAUUAUCAUUUUGAGUACUUUCCUUGCUGUUCAGCAGAUUUAAUUUUAACCUACAUGUAAGGUGACUCUUUCAACACUUUUUUAAGUUACAGCUGUAAGAUUUUGAAAAAUUUUUCUAAACGCAAAUGUUUAUCUUUUAUUAGAAUGGAAAACAGCAAUGUGGAAGUUCUCCACCAAACAAAACCAGACAAAUAUCAGCUACACUUACACGAAAGUUGUGUAUUGUCAUUAAAGUUCGCUUACUCUGGAAAAUGGUUUAUAACAACGGGUAAAGACAACUUGUUGAAUGCGUGGAGAACCCCUUACGGUGCAAGCAUAUUUCAGGUUAGUGCUUUCUCUGAGACAACAGUUUUUCACGUAUCUCCCUCCCUUAAAGGUAUUCAUUCCUCUCCUUCCUCUGAAAAGUAUUUUCUUGAUGAAGUUAACUAAACUUAGUCUUGUAAAAGUCAAAAUAAGUCAAAAGUUAGAUGUACACUGAAUUUACUCUCUAACUUUUUAUAGCAGUAAUAACAGGUAUAGAGAGAGGUGGGGGGGGGGGGGGGGGGGUUUAGUAGUCAGGCUCCCCUUUCCACCCACCCAGUUUCUGGUAAAAAGGGUACCAACACAUGUUGCUCAACCAUUCGUUUAAUAUACUCACCAUAUUUUGUUCUGUGUUUGCUUUUUGUGUUCUUCAUUUAUUUUUGGUGUAUACUUACCAUUCACGGCGCUAUAGAGUUUUUUUUCAUAGUUAUUCAUUUGUUGUAUAUGUAUUAGAAAAAACAAGAUUGAGAAAAAGAAAAAAAAAAACAAAAAUAAAAAGAAAGGUUAAAAAAAGAGAAGUGCUAAGAGUUUGUAUAUUGGAGUGUGGGGGGGGGGGGGGGGGGGGGGGGGGGGGGGGGGGGGGGGGGGGGGGGGGGGGUUGAUGAUGCAGAUGCUCUCUUCCAACCCACUACUUGUCGUUAAAGAAGGUUCAAAACAUGAGUGAUCAGAUUACUAGUGAUAGAACUUCCAAAUGUUUGUGAUCAGAUUGCGUUCUAUGCAUUCCAUUCAUUUUUAGUGGAAGUUCAAAUGAAUGCGGGCUACAUAGAUUACUUUGUACGUACCGCGCAUGUGUAACUACAGCGGCCUCUUUGGUCACCUGCAAUAUUAGAGAGCUUUAGAUUUGAGGACAAUAGCGACUACGAGUACAAGAUUUUACUUAAAGUUUUUUUGCAUAGUGUAAAAAUAAAACACCCCUGAUUGCUUCAUUGUACUUUUUUUUCACCUAGAAAGUUAGCAUCUGCCUAUCGCAAAAUGAUAAAACUUCUAACAUUUGAUAACUUGUUUCCACCACUACAACAUUCCCCCUCAAACUCAUAGUAGAAUGACGACGGCUAUCACGUUUUCCCGACAAAAUGACGCUGGUUCAUGCGCGAGCAAUACUUCGUAUUGAGUAAAUCUCCUUCUUGUAAGUUGUUUCAGUCCCUUAUAAGUUUCUGGUUGCAUGAUUAAUAUAUAUCAAAUAUCCCAAUAAUUGCAUCCUUUUUUUGCAGUCCAAGGAGUCUUCGUCAGUGUUGAGCUGCGACAUUUCAGCAGAUGACAAGUACAUUGUGACAGGAUCUGGUGAUAAGAAAGCUACCCUCUAUGAGGUGAUAUUCUGAAGUGCAGUUUGUGUAGGAUAAAUGAGCCACUUACAUGUGAAAUGAAGAGAAAAAGCAGCACAUGCCAGGAUUCUGUGCCACGAGGAUGAGACAGAGGCUGUGUUGAUGUGAUGUGAUUUUGUUUUGUGGAUCUUCUGGUGGAAGUCGUUGAAUAAAAUGCCAUCAUGUUCUGUGAAGUGCAGAUUUGUGCGGAUGUGAUUCGGAUGGAAGUUUUGUCACUAAGCUCCACAGUUUGUGGUGGCAAAGAACAGAAGGUCUUCAAGUUGUUGAGAUUCAGUGCCUGGUCAUAUUCGGUGUGAAAAGAACUGUUUUCAAGCCUUUACAGUUCAUCUCUUUUGGAGGAACAGAGAAAUAUCAACACAAUUCUUGUACAUUGAAAUCUGAUAAAUUAUCCCAGCAACAGUGAAGACAUUUUAAUGACCUUUUGUUGGAAAGAGAAACUGCAAGAAGUCCCAUAUUUGACCCCCUUUUCUAGAGACGAAAAAAAGCAUAGGGAGAGGUGGUGU
Porites evermanni is the source of this 18668-nucleotide messenger RNA. Lineage: Eukaryota; Metazoa; Cnidaria; Anthozoa; Scleractinia; Poritidae. The record is from the annotation of a GenBank genome assembly.